Molecule: messenger RNA, 6331 nt
Organism: Trichechus manatus latirostris (Florida manatee)
Lineage: Eukaryota; Metazoa; Chordata; Mammalia; Sirenia; Trichechidae
Gene: ORC2
Product: origin recognition complex subunit 2
Exons: 31
Coding region: 318-3446 (1042 amino acids)
Biological process (GO): DNA replication
Cellular component (GO): nucleus; nuclear origin of replication recognition complex
Molecular function (GO): DNA replication origin binding
Source: RefSeq, a predicted model, not a curated record
CUGGUUGUUGCGCUGCAGUUGGCAGGCUACUGCGGGAGGCGGUGGCGGUAGGAAGCCGGAGAGAGCGGGGUGACAAGAAAGUGAAGAGCCUCACAAGAUCUAUAAUAGGAGCUAGACCCUCCAGUACAAUGUUGAAUAGAAGUGCUGAUAACGAUCACCUCUGUCUUGUUUUCAACUUCAGAGCUAGACUUGGAAAAUAUUUACGUCUCAACCAAUGAAUUCCACACUUGAAACCUGCCGCAUUCCUGUGCCACCUCCUCCUUUAGAAAACUGAUCUUAAAACAGAGAGGUAAAAGAAAAAUAAAAGGUAGAAGAAGAUGCUGGGAUCUGAACGUGGUGUUGUAGAAGAAUGGUUGUCAGAAUUCAAGGCAUUACCUGACACUCAGGUCACCAAUUAUGCAGCAACUUUACACCGGAAAAAAACACUGGUACCAGCCCUCUAUAAAGUUAUUCAAGAUUCAAAUAAUGAGCUCCUGGAGCCUGUCUGCCACCAGCUCUUUGAACUCUAUCGUAGCUCUGAAGUUCGACUGAAGAGGUUCACACUGCAGUUCUUGCCAGAAUUGAUAUGGGUUUAUUUACGGCUUACAGUUAGCCGAGACAGACAGAGUAAUGGUUGUACUGAAGCACUUCUGUUAGGAAUUUACAAUUUGGAAAUUGCUGAUAAAGAUGGAAACAAUAAAGUUCUAUCUUUCACUAUCCCUUCCUUAUCUAAGCCUUCAAUAUACCAUGAGCCGUCGACAAUCGGAUCCAUGGCUUUGACAGAAGGGGCAUUGUGUCAGCAUGAUCUCAUCAAGGUUGUUUAUAGUGAUCUUCAUCCUCAGAGGGAAACAUUCACUGCACAAAACCGGUUUGAAGUCCUGAGUUUUCUCAUGUUGUGCUAUAACUCUGCUAUUGUGUAUAUGCCUGCCUCAUCUUAUCAAUCUCUUUGUCGGAUGGGCUCCAGGGUUUGUGUUAGUGGGUUUCCACGGCAACAUGAAAAACAGUGGAAAGAACUCUGUGGUCGAAUAGUAUUGGAUCCCGAAUUUAUGGUGCAGCUUCUCACAGGGGUCUAUUAUGCCAUGUAUAAUGGACAGUGGGACCUUGGCCAGGAAGUCCUUGAUGAUAUCAUUUACAGAGCUCAGCUAGAACUCUUUUCUCAACCUCUAUUGGUUGCCAAUGCCAUGAAAAACUCAUUACCAUUUGACGCUCCUGAUUCUUCACAAGAAGGCCAGAAGGUACUUAAAGUAGAAGUCACUCCAACAGUGCCGAGGAUUUCUCGUACUGCAAUUACAACAGCUUCAAUCCGUCGUCAUAGAUGGAGGAGAGAAGAUGGCUUUGACUUCUCAAACGAGGCUGACUCGAGUAUUCCUGGCUCCCCGAUCCAACACGGCUCCACUGACCUAGGGAUCAAACGUGUGCAAGAGGGGGAGGUGCUGGUGCGCAGGACCCCUGAGCAUGGCUCGCCGGAGCCCAACUCAGCAGCAGCCACAACAGAGGGUGCUGAGGGUGUAAAUGGAGGAGAGGAGUCUGUAAACCUGAAUGAUGCAGAUGAAGGAUUUUCAUCAGGGGCUUCCCUCAGCAGUCAGCCAAUUGGGACAAAACCAUCAUCCUCCUCUCAGAGGGGAAGUUUAAGGAAAGUAGCAACAGGGCGUUCAGCCAAGGAUAAAGAAACAGCCUCUGCAAUCAAAUCCAGUGAGAGCCCUCGAGAUUCAGUAGUUCGCAAGCAGUUGACAGUGAUGAAUAAACUGGAAUUAAAGGAAGACAAGAUGCUGGAGGUUCGAUUUGUGGGGGAUGAUGAUGUUCUUAAUCACAUUCUUGAUAGAGAAGGAGGAGCUAAAUUAAAAAAAGAACGAACUCAGCUUUUGGUCAACGCAAAAAAAAUAAUAAAGAAGCCAGAAUGUGACUUGGAGGAAGAUGACCAGGAAGUCCUAAAAGAUCAGAAGUAUGUGGAAGUUUUGGGAAGAGAUGUUCAAGAAUCCUUGAAAAAUGGCUCUGCAGCAGAUGGUGGGAAUAAAGUUUAUUCUUUUCAAAAUAGAAAACACUCUGAAAAGAUGGCUAAACUAGCUUCAGAACUAGCAAAAACACCAACAAAAAAUGUUUCAUGUAAUGUGAAGGAUGAUCCUGAAGUAACAAACAUUCCUCAAAGUAGCAAGGGGCAUUCUGCAUCAGACAAGGUUCAGCUGAAGAACAGUGACAAAAGUGAAUUUCUGUCAACAACAUCUAGUGGUCCAAGGAAAAGACUAAUAGUUCCAAGUUCUCAUUCUGACAGUGAAAGUGAAUAUUCUGCUUCCAACUCAGAGGAUGAUGAAAGGGUUGCACAGGAAUAUGAAGAGGACAGUAAUGAAGUCAUAUUGAGCCAAAAGAUUCAAACUCAGAACAGAGUAGUUUCAGCUCCUGUUUGCAAAGUAACACCUUCUAAGAAAAUGAAAAGAGAUAAAACAAGUGACUUAGUAGAAGAGUAUUUUGAAGCUCACAGCAGUUCAAAAGUUUUAACCUCUGAUAGAACAUUGCAGAAACUAAAGAGAGCACAACUGGAUCAGCAAACUUUGUGUAACUUACUGAGCAAGGUUUCUCCUUCCUUUUCUGCUGAACUUAAACAACUAAAUCAGCAAUAUGAGCAAUUAUUUCAUAAGUGGAUGUUGCAAUUACACCUGGGGUUCAACAUUGUGCUUUAUGGUUUGGGAUCUAAGAGAGAUUUACUAGAAAGGUUUCGAACCACCAUGCUGCAAGAUUCUGUUCAUGUUGUCAUCAAUGGCUUUUUUCCUGGAAUCAGUGUGAAAUCAGUCCUGAAUUCUAUAACAGAAGAAGUCCUUGAUCAUGUGGGUACUUUCCGAAGUGUACUGGAUCAGCUAGACUGGAUACUAAACAAAUUUAAAGAAGAUUCUUCUUUACAACUCUUCCUGCUCAUCCACAAUUUGGAUAGCCAAAUGUUGAGAGGAGACAAGAGUCAGCAAAUUAUCGGGCAGUUGUCAUCUUUGCGUAACAUAUACCUUAUAGCUUCUAUUGAUCACCUCAAUGCUCCCCUCAUGUGGGAUCAUGCAAAGCAGAGUCUUUAUAACUGGCUCUGGUAUGAAACUACUACAUAUAGUCCAUAUACUGAAGAAACUUCCUAUGAAAAUUCUCUUCUGGUUAAACAGUCUGGAUCACUACAACUUAGUUCCCUAAUUCAUGUCUUACGAAGCCUUACUCCUAAUGCAAGGGGGAUUUUCAGGCUACUAAUAAAGUAUCAGCUGGAUAACGAGGAUAACCCUUCUUACAUUGGACUUUCUUUUCAAGACUUUUACCAGCAGUGUCGGGAGGCAUUCCUUGUCAACAGUGAUCUGACACUUCGGGCCCAGUUAACUGAAUUUAGGGACCACAAGCUUAUAAGAACAAAGAAGGGAACUGAUGGAGUGGAGUAUUUAUUAAUUCCUGUUGACAGUGGAACAUUGACUGAUUUCCUGGAAAAGGAAGAAGAGGAGUCUUGAAGCCUAUCCUUUACUUUUGAACCUUCCAUAGAAGGGUUGUUGUACUCCACCUGCCACUCCUCUAGUCAGAGGUGUUGUGUUUACAUACAACAUUAUUUUUCCAGUGUACAAGAUUUAAAUUUGUGGGGAGGGGAAUUCCAUCCAUUAGAACUUUUGGCUAGCCUGUCUGGUGUAUCAUCUCUAGUGCUGUGCAGCUGUCCUCAAGUUGGAGAAAAUGUGCCUUGCAUUCAUUACCUCUCUGGAGACUUCUUGUUGGAAUGAACAGUGUGCUCAGGGACUAUUUGGAACUGGAUGUUUUUGAAUUCUUUUAUACUAGAAAUAUUAUUCCUAAUUUUUUGAGGGCCUUUUGACACUCCCAAGCUGAUUGUUUGCAAGGUUGCUUGUUGCAGUGUGUGGAAGUACAAGACAAGGGCAUCAUCUGUUCUAUUUGCUGUUCUGUGUGUCUGAACUGAUGAGUGCAGUAGAGAAAAGAGAUGUCUCUGUUUCUGAAAUGACUAACAAAAGAUGUGGAUUGGGAAGAAGUAGGUGAUCCAGCUUUCUCCUUUUGGAUUUAGGCUACAUACUAGGGGGGACAAAAGGGGAGCAGUGACACCAUUCAGCUGGGAUAGUGGGAAAAGCAUAAGGAGUUUAUAGGGUAUGUACCCAACCUAGGAAGCACAUGAACAAUAGAUCAAGAUAUUGAGAACAGUUAAAGUCUGUGCCAUCACCUUCAGGAUGCAAGUGAGAUGCCAGGCUAGAGACACAAAAUCCUGAAUUGUAAUUUAGUAACUGUUUUUAAGACAAGGAGAAAAUAAAACAUUUCAGUAUUCUUGUAUAUUGACAUAGUUUUCUUUUCUUGAAUAACAUGCAGGUGAUUAUCAUAUUAAUGGCUGGCUUUAAAGAUUCUGCUAUCAAGUAGAUCUAAAUAUAUCACUGUUAAGAUAUUUCAAUUUUUUCUUAAAGUGAUCAUUUCAAGCCUCCUAAAGAUUUAUAUGAGCCUAUUUUCCUAGGAAAGAAAAAAGGGUAACCUUGGCCACUGUUGCCAGCUUAAGUAUGCAUACUCCCUGAAAUACUUCAUAGCUGGAAAUGAAUUUCUUUGUUAAAGUAUCACUGUAAUAAACUAUGUACUGCAACAGCAUUUCUCACUUGUUUCUUAACUUGUAAACCCCUUUCAUGGAAAUACUUCCCAAAACACUUGGAAUUUUUUUAUCAUUUUUUUGUGGUGUGAUUAGGUAAUUUUAUACUAAAUCAAUCCAUGCAUUAAAGGUCAUACCCUUAAAUAUAACCACUAAUCAAAACAACUAAAUUUAUACAUGAACAUGGUUUUUUUUUUAAAUUUUAAUAGUACCAAAGGAAAUUCAGUGAAACGUGAGAUUCCCUCACAUUUGAUGAUCCCUGUCCCUUAGGCAACCACUGAUAAUAGUGUCUCAAGUAUUCUUCCAGAGGGAUUCUAUGCAUAUGCAAAGAUACUUGUCUAUAUAUCUCUCCUUUUAAAAACACAAGUGGGAGCGUAUAAUACUUACUGGUUUGCACCUUGCUGUUUUUACUUAAUAUGUUUAUAACUGCUACAGUAUGAAAAAUAUAGAAAAACUUUAAUGACCUAAUGUGCAAUUUUUGCAUUUGCUCUUAAAUAUCUAGUGAUUUAUUUUUAUAAUUUUUGUGUCCACUAUAUGCAAACAGUGUGUGUCAAUAGUAUUUAUUAUUAAUAAAAGCCAAUUUGGAUAGAAGUCUUUUUUUUUUAUUUGCAGUAUGGAUUUUCCAACUAAAAAUAUCUUGAAGUGUUCCCUAAGAUUUUUAUGAGUGUACCGUACAGGUCUGGUGAAGAUCUUGGCAGAAUUAUGAUGUUCCUCAUUAACUUUUCAGUAUCAGUGUUCCUUAAGCUCUGUCAGUUGUUUCGACUGCUAAGGCUCUGAUUCCUUGUGCCAUGUUACUUGCUUCUGACCAGACUGAAUGGACCUUCUGAAACCAUGAAAAAUCUUCUGUGUGCCCUUAAUAAAGUGAUACACUCCCAAAAAAGGGGAGGGGGCAGUAUGUAGACCAGACAUGUUUUACAAACUUGGCACAAUACAGAAGUCCUUGUGCCAGGGUAAGCAAAGUUAGUACUUGUAAUACUUCAGGAACUGGACUUUCUUAAAAUUGUUAUUGAAUAUAUGAACAUUUCAUUCAUAUGAAAAAAUACUGGGUUUAGGAAUGGUUAGUAGAUGUUGCUUUACUUUUUUAAAAAAAAAUUACUAACAGAAUUUUUAGAAGUCUCCCUUUUUUCUAGCAAAUUUAAAUGUGGAACCAGUAGCAUUGCUCAGGAUGUAUUUUCCUAUGUUCUAGGAGGUAGGGUAAUUCUUCCAUCUUAGUCCUGAACAGCCAUCAGAUGACAGUGAGUCAUGGCAGUCUGCCUUAUCACAGAUUAUGUGGCUCUUAAAAACCAGGGAUGAGUAAAUUGUUAUGUAAAUGACUUUGUUGGGGGAGGGAGAAUGUUGUAAAUGACUUUGUUGGGGGAGGAUGUUGUAAUUAUUUGAUUUCUCCCUUAGAAAAAUCUCCCACAUUUUGAUUUUUCAAAUUGCUGUUAAACCAUUUUAAUUAAUGUUAGGCACUUACUACAUAGAAAGCUUUACGCUAGACAGGAGUUGGAGGACAUGAAGGUGAAAUAUGAGAUUUUCAAUCUAUUUUUUUGAUGCUUUAGUAACAUUAAAUAUCAUUAAAAACAUUAAGGUACAGCAUCUUUACUGUGUUGAAUAAAAUAACUUUAAAAUGACUUACUGGUGGUAUGGAAAACAUAACUUUAAACCUGUCAGUAUAACAUUAAGCUCAUUAUCAAUUUAUUAGAAUAAUUUGAUACCACUUAGGCCCCAAGACUUCCCAAGUAUUUAGUUCAUCAUCUUUACCUUUACUACUCAAAGUGUGGUCCUCAA